Molecule: messenger RNA, 1932 nt
Organism: Pollicipes pollicipes
Lineage: Eukaryota; Metazoa; Arthropoda; Thecostraca; Pollicipedomorpha; Pollicipedidae
Product: DNA primase large subunit
Exons: 11
Coding region: 102-1652 (516 amino acids)
Biological process (GO): DNA replication, synthesis of primer; DNA replication initiation
Cellular component (GO): alpha DNA polymerase:primase complex
Source: RefSeq, a predicted model, not a curated record
GCUUGGGUCUGGCUACAACUAAUAAUGUAUGAUAAUCCAAUGCACAGGUUUGUGGUUGAAGGACUGAUAGUCAACUAAGGUCAACCAAAAGGUCCUGCAAAAUGGAUUUCAAGGUGGAGAUGGGUUCAGCGUGGGCAACAGCACAGCAGAAGCAGAACCUGAGGAGACAUGUGCAGCAGAGUGAUGAAACCAGCUGCAACCAGCCACUUCAGAUGUACCUGGUGCCACCAACAGGGGAUGUGUCCCUGGAGGACUUCGAUAUUUUAGCUGCAGAGCGGUUGCAAGUGUUGCGCACCUUCGAGCGCGCCGGCCACGUGGGCAAGCAGAAGUUCUCCAGUGAAUGGGUCGACUUCGUGCUGGCCGAUCUGAGGCGACAGAAACUGACGACGUACACCCAGCUGCUGUCGGGCUCGGCGGCGCCGGAGGCCCUGCGUCGGGACCACGUGUCGCACUUCAUCCUGCGGCUGGCCUACUGCCGCUCCGACGAGCUGCGCACCUGGUUCGUGCAGCACGAACUCGACCUGUUCCGGCUGAGAUUCCAGACUCAGACAAGGAUGGACCUCGAAAUCGGUAAUUUCCUGGCGGACAAUGGAAUCCACCUGGAGCCGGUGAGCGAGGAGACGGUACGCCGCCUGCGGGACCAGCUACAGGCCGCCACCGCCCGGCUGACGGCCAGCGCGCUCGAGCUCACUCAGUGGUACACGGUGCCGUUCGUCGAGGCACUGGAGCUGGUGCGCGCGCGCCGCGUGCUGCUCGCCGCCGGCCAGGCGUAUAUCCCGGCGCACGACUUGGGCUCCAUCGUGGCCGCCAAGUUCCGCCACCACCUGCAGCACGCGCUGGCGAUGGCGCGCCGCCUCUUGCCGGUGGUGGAGGAGGACGCCCGGCUCAAGACGAUGCUGAACGACUUCGACAAGCGCUACACGGGCCGCGACUACUCGGCGGCCAAGACCGACGAGAACGCCGUCACGCCCGACAUGCUGGACGAGCUGUCCAGCCAGUCGUUCCCGCCCUGCAUGCGCCAGCUGCACGAGCGGCUCCGCGCCAACCACAAGCUCCUCCACGGCGGCCGCAUGCAGUACGGCCUCUUCCUGAAGGCGAUCGGGCUCUCGCUCGACAACGCCAUCGCCUUCUGGCGCGAGGAGUUCACCAAGAUCAUGGACUCGGAUAAGUUCCACAAGCAGUAUCUGUACAACAUCCGGCACAACUACGGCCAGGAGGGAAAGCGGACCUCCUACAGCGCGCACCCGUGCAGCAAGAUCCUGGCGGCCGGCUCCAAUGACUCCGGCUGCCCUUUCAAACACUACGACAAAGACCACAUGGGCAAGAUGCUCAGGGCAUACGGAAUCGACAAGGAGGGCUCGGCGGAGGUGCAGGAGCUGGCAGCCCGCUCGCAGCCGCAGCUCGCCUGUCAGAAAUACUGGGAGCUCGUGCACCGGCGCCCGUUCGAGGGCGUCGUGCAACACCCGAACCAGUACUACGAGGAGAGCAGGAAAGCGCUGACCGGAUCGCGAACCAAGACCGACCGAGGCCUGGACCGGAGUCGCGUCAUCCGCGCCAACGUGCCGGCGACGCCGGCCGCCCCGACCGCCGACUGGGACAGCGACGUCGAGAUGAGCGAGGAGCAGCAGCUGACGCUGGAGCGGGCCGACUGAGGCGGCGGCGCCGGCCGCCCCGACCGCCGACUGGGACAGCGACGUCGAGAUGAGCGAGGAGCAGCAGCUGACGCUGGAGCGGGCCGACUGAGGCGGCGACGCCGGCCGCCCCGACCGCCGACUGGGACAGCGACGUCGAGAUGGGCGAGGAGCAGCAGCUGACGCUGGAGCGGGCCGACUGAGGCGGCGACGCCGGCCGCCCCGACCGCCGACUGGGACAGCGACGUCGAGAUGGGCGAGGAGCAGCAGCUGACGCUGGAGCGGGCCGACUGAGGCGGCG